AUGAGCCCCAAUAAUCAAAGUGAGCAGCACCCACCUGAAAGUGUUGUCUAUCGGUUCAAAGUGAAUGAACAACUUCCAAAUUAUUCCCAACCACAAGGUGCUGCUUCAACAGAUUCACCAUCCCCAGUUCUUUAUGCGACUCCAGAAGCCUCUUCAAACCAUGCACAAGCAAAUGGAACUCCAACUUUGGAUGGUCCGCAAGCUUCUGUGACGCCUUUUGAAGCACAUUCAGCUGCCAGAGAUCCUUCAGCUUCUUCAGGGUCCAAUCAAGGUGCAACAUUCAAAUACAUUUCAUCAAAUGAGCUGAGCGAAAGAUCAUCAACUUCAUCAGCUCACAAACCCAAGUCUAGGAUAGCGGCUGACUCAAGUAAACCAUCUCAUUCACUUUCAUUAGAAGAAGCUAAGGCAAUGUUUGAAACUGCAGAUAAAACAACAAGAUUCCAGCAUCCUACUGACCCAAAGGAGAAAAAAAGGGAGGAUAUACUUCUUAUGAAAUCAAUUCUCAAUUAUAAACCUUUUAGUGAUGGUGUUAAUAAAUAUGAGACUUUGAGAGAUGUUACAAUAGAUUUGAUAAGAUCGUAUCAUAGGAGACUAUCAAUGAAAAAAGUCAGGUCAUAUACUCGGAAACUGAUGGACGAAUUGACAAUUAGACAGGAAAAUAGCAAGAAUAUUCCUGAUGGUAUUGAUGUCCUUUCAGAUCUUGAACGUGAAUUCUUUGACUAUCUGAAAGAAAGAAACUACCACCAAAAAUCGAUAGACAGUACAAGUGGUACCAAUCAACUAAAAGAAAAAACCACUAAUCAUAAGAACACAACGUUUCAAGAUCCACAUAUGCAAGAACACUUACAAUUAAUGGCACGUCAGGCUGUUCACAAAAGAGCAGCUGAAGAUUUUAUAGAACAUGAAAGACAUUUCAAUGGGCCGCCAAUACCACCACCACCUCCUCCUCCAGGGAUUCCCCAAAUAAUCCCUAGCGAUAUGGCUCCAAAGAGAAUAAGAAUGGUGGAGCCUACUUCUGAUGAUGUUUUAAGAGGUAUUGCGGAAAGUCUGAGGGCGUUGAAUGAAACAAUAAUUAUGAAUUCAAAUACAAAUACCAACUUAAUACAAAAGGUCACUGAAGCUCUUCUGACAAGGGACGGCUCUAGAAGAGAUGAAAACACAAGAACAGAGUCUGUUAAUGAAUCAGAAAGUAUCAACAAAAGGUUGGAGAAACUUGAAGAUAAUAUUGACAAUAUUCGUAAUGAUUUGAGCGGUAUUAGCAGUUCGUUAUCAAUGAUGAAUGAUUUCAUCAAGAGCAAACUGGAUUUAUGA
Hansenula anomala is the source of this 1311-nucleotide messenger RNA. RefSeq lists its product as uncharacterized. NCBI's taxonomy places the organism in Eukaryota, Fungi, Ascomycota, Saccharomycetes, Phaffomycetales, Wickerhamomycetaceae. Bases 1 to 1311 code for a protein of 436 amino acids. The transcript has a single exon. The record is from RefSeq and is a predicted model, not a curated record.